Messenger RNA from Symbiodinium natans, 2694 nucleotides. The record is from the annotation of a GenBank genome assembly. NCBI's taxonomy places the organism in Eukaryota, Dinophyceae, Suessiales, Symbiodiniaceae.
AUGAAAGCUUCCCAGAAGAAGGCCGCCAAGAAGGCUCCCAAAAAGGCUGGAGCAAAGGCUGACCUUCUGGAUGCCGAUGAGGAGCGGGAAGCGUACCACUUGAAGCUCACCAAAUGGGCAGACGGCUCCAUGAAAGCCAUCAGGAGUUCGUUGUUUUGGCUGCUGCUUCAUGUUGCCAGUCGAGCCCGCGCACCGCUCUCGCAUUUUUUUGCCUGGUGCCAGAAGAAUGCCAACCAACGCCUGGUACAGCAGCUUGUGACCGGACAGGCCAAGGUCUUCCAGAUGGAGUUCGACAACUUGAUCCAGACCUUUCCGACCUGGUUCGCGGAGGCUGUUCGUGAAGCCGGCGCUGAGGCAUUGCCAGGUGAGGUUGCGGACCUCGUGCGUACCCUGAGCUUCAAGCUGGUCCUGCACGCGGCUGGCAGUUUCUUCAUGCGUGUGACCAUGCACAUGCAGAGGUAUCCAUACAAACUGUUCGGAAUGCUGAAAGCAUCUCCUGUCGCGCGAUGCCCUGAGAGACAAGCAAUUGCCAAGGAGAUCAUGGAUUUACCUGACGAACGUCUGGAAUGCAACUGCAGGAAGCUGAAGAGGCUUUAUGGAGAAGAGCUGCGGCAUGUUGCAGAACAGGGGCGCUUCAACUUUGGCGGCAGCGAACAAGGAUCUCGCCUCUUUGCUGUCGUAUCUCUGAUGUCCACACUCUUGAAAGGCGACACGCAACUGGUCGAAUCCAUUAACUCGAUCGUGAGGCUGAUUGGCAAUCGAGCUCCGUCCAUCGAUUUGGAAACCAUGAGCGCCCGCAUUACUGCAAAAAAAUCCCUUACUGGUGAUUUGCCAGGCACGGGAUCUCUGGCUAAACGGUGGAGCAUUGUGGCGACACACGCAAAGCCACUUUUGCAGGAGUUGACCCUGGCUGGCACUGCCUACAAGCAGGUCCUCAACGACACCGCUCGUUUUUCACAGCCCUCCCGUGCUACGAUGCCGGCUUUGGAUGACUCGCUCAGCAACACAGACCUGUCGUUAGCUGUGCCUGAUCUCAGGCGAACCCCGCAGAGGCAGUGGGCCUCAUCGCAAGUGACGAAACUGAAAGCUUCCAUAGAUGCAGCACGGCGCGAGUCCCGACGAUUGAAAGCUUGUGCUGCCUUAACGCCAUCCGCCUUCACGGUCUUCUGCAUCAGACGCACGGAGGACCACGAUGAUCGAGAAUAUUUUCUGCAGCUGCUGACGUACCGUUCCUUGUUGUUUGUUGUGCGCCUCCAGCCCGAAGCAGAUGGCGGUUUGUCUGAAAUUCUCUCGACAAUGCAGCUGCUUACUGGUCUUCAUGCGGGCUGCUUUCACCCGGUGGAGCCCAAGACGUUCGAGGUCUUUGUCCUGACUGCCAUGCACGUGCGCGGCAACACUCUUAGAUGCUUGGAUGAAGCCAGCAGCCCAGGCAGUGGCCCAGGCCAUUUCACUUUCACGUCCCCUGACACGCUCGAGCAUGCCGUGGCUUCCAUUCAACGGGAGGAAGCAAGGGCAGCAGCGUCAGAUCCUGAUCCAGCCAUCGAAGACACGAAGCCUUUGGAUGAAGAAGAACUGUUGAACACUGGGUAUGGUUUUGGCGAGGAUGUCCAAAACUCAACGGCAGAAGCGCUGGACCUAGACGCAGAGCUCGGAGCGUCUCUGAUUGAGGCGAAGACGUCAUCAGAAAUUCGAGCUGCCAUGGAGGGCCCGAAGUCGUCUCAGCAAACCAGGUGCGAUGAUCUUGGAUUGAUCGAGGAAGCUGUUUCCUUGGUGCGGCAAACUCACGCUGAUGCCGGCAACGUUUUGACGCCUGACGAGAUUGAGGAGGAAGCGGUGCUGCUGAUUAUUCGACAGCUUGAGAAGGAGAAGACAAGCAAGACACGCGCAUCUGCACAGGCAGCCUCAGCCUCAGCUUCAGCAUCCAGUUCGACGGCGCCACGACAGCCGCCCCCUGCUGACGAGGCAAGCGACAUGCUUCAGCGCAGCAGGGCGCCAAGACACCGGCAGAAGUACAAGUGCUUCGAGAACGACGACACCUUUCUGUUGGAGGUGUUGCCACAAGCAGAACAGCAGAAUGACUCGGACUCUGAGGAGAUGGUAGCCGAAGCACCCCCAGACGCUGCCCAUCAUGGCCGGGAAAGAAGCAAGACCAGGGCUGCGAAGGCGGCGGAUCGUUGGACUGCUGCAAUGGUGGCGACAUUGCACAGUAUUCUGGACAGGCACCGCAGAUGCCAGAAGGGCGCAGGUUUUCAAGACGAGGUCUCCCUGCUGGUCACCACGCCCAAUGACGCCACUGGCACGCUCUCGCAGGCGCUUGGUGCCGACACCAACACAGAUGAUUCUUCGGACUCUCUGGAGGUCGUCUGUGUUCGAUGGACCGACCCAUCAAUGCGGAUGGGACGAUGCACCCGCAUCGACAGCCGGAACCGGGUAGUCUGGUCGCCGCCGUUCCUCUUCGGACGGGAGGUGCCGGCGCAGCACUUCGCGCACUCGCGAUUUUCAGACUUGCUUCACGCAAGCGGGGCGCAAUCCCGAAAGUUCAAGAGCUCCUGCCGAGAUGCUUUUCCAGAGAUCGUCCAACGCUUUUUAGCGUUCUCCCGUCUGGCAAUCAGCUACGCGAAUCACGUGUCUCGGAAACGGUUUAUUGUCAUUUUUUUGAUAGGUUCUUUUCAUUCAGUCUAUGGUUGGGUUUAA